Molecule: messenger RNA, 1639 nt
Organism: Cyprinus carpio (common carp)
Lineage: Eukaryota; Metazoa; Chordata; Actinopteri; Cypriniformes; Cyprinidae
Product: xin actin-binding repeat-containing protein 1-like
Exons: 1
Coding region: 1-1044 (347 amino acids)
Biological process (GO): actin filament organization; actin cytoskeleton organization
Cellular component (GO): stress fiber; focal adhesion
Molecular function (GO): actin filament binding
Source: RefSeq, a predicted model, not a curated record
AUGAGGGGCAACGUAAAAGCAGCCAUGGAGAUCUUCGAAAACCUUAUGAGACAUGAAGAGCUGAAGAUCAUUUUGUCGAAAGUUCAAGAAAUAGAGGGGGAAACUUGUGAGGUGGAUGUUAAAUCUCUAAAGACUUUAUUUGAGAAUGUGCCUGUUUGGAUUAGCAAACCAAUAAAAAAUAUGAAACACAGACAUUGUUCAAGAGCUGGCACAGAGACAGAGGGCUUAAGAGACGAUGUAGAGAGCAUGUCCUCUGUUGAGUCUGCAUUUGAGGACCUAGAGAAAGCAAGCAUGAACAUCAUCAAUUUAAAAGCACAGACAUUAGCUAAACUCUCAGAAAUAGAGGAAGCGAUUAAAAAAGCUCUGUACUCGGUCUCAGAUUUAAAGUCUGAGGCAGACAUUGCAGGGUUGUCAGGUCUGUUUAGUGAAUCCUUAAAUGCUGACAAUGUCUCGCCAAAUAAUAAAAACAUUAGGAAAAUUAGCAUUGUGUCCAGCAAAGCAAAACCUGUGCAAUCUAAACAGGUACAGGGCACUGAUAAUGCGGUACCACAUGUACAUCAAGUUCAAGUGGACAAACCAUGCUCAAAUGCCCCCUGCUCACCUUCAUUUAUUUUCAUUCUUUCUGCUGCAAGAAAACCUGUGGAGUCACCCACAUCCCUACAGCCUCACUCAGACAAACCAAAAGCAAAUGACCAACCUAAUGAAGGUAGUACCUUCAGACCAUCCUCCUCUGAGAAAAGCUCAGCCAGUCAUGUUUGUAGUCCUCCAAGUCCUAGAAGGAAAGUCAGCGUUCUUCAAGUACAGCGAGUUCCUGAGGUUGCAACUGGAAUCAUUGGCUCUAAAACUGUCAGUGAGAAAUAUGAAGAGAUAGACUGCUUUGGGAAUACUAACUUCUCUUCCAAAAGAUCUACAUUUGUUACCAGGCAGACCAAGAGUGAAUUAUCUGCCUCAUAUGAUGUAAUUACAAAUCCAGGGAGAUAUGAAGAAAUGGCCUCACCUGUUUUGCAAAGGUCUGGCCACCUUCUCCUCAGAUUCUCUGUCUAAAAACAAGGACAGAAAAGUGUUUGUUACUUUCGGUCAACCCAACACAGAAAAACAUUAACCUGGCUGCCCAUUUCAUUUUGUAGCAUUUUUGGUUGAUUUUUAGUUCCAUAUUUCUAUUUAAUAUAUAAAAAUGUUAUUUGUAUUGGUCCUCAUUUUAUAAGUGUGUACAAUAAAGAGUUUUAUUGUGAUGCUUUUUGUGAAGGGUUUUUGUACUGUCGCAAUUAAGUGUUAAUAAAUAUUUUUUCAAAUGCUGUAUAUUAAAAUUAUAUAUACUUACAAAGCAGUAUUUGUUAUAAUUAUUUUAUUACCAAGAAGAAAUUAUUAUUAUUAAAUUGUUUCUCUAAAACAGCAUGCUAUAACAAUUUUUAAUUUUUUUCCCAUAGGAGGAUCUUCAUGCUGUGUUAUAUCAUACAUAAACUCAUGUUCCAUGUAUGUCUAUAUUGUUGUCAUAGUUCCUGUCACCUGCUUAAGAGAUGUGCUCUGCGUGCCUGAUGCCUGUUUACCCAAUGGAGAAAAUGGUGGCAGAUAAACUAAUCCUACAUAGUAACUGUUUCUGCUGCAAACACUGUAAUAAAAAGCUGAGGUGAGAGAGAGA